CCUAUCAAAUAUAAUUUUAAUAUAAUCGAAACACCUCCUGAGUCAAAACAAUUAGUUCAUGUCGAUACUUAUUAUUUAAAAAAAGAAGUAUUUCUGACCACAAUUGAUAAGUUCACGAAACAUUUGUAUAUUGCUAAAUUAAAUGAUAGAAAUAAUGUAACAUUAGUUCAGGCCCUAAGACAAAGAAAUUCAUUAUUUGGUAAGCCUUUAAAAUAUAUUUUUGACAAUGAGUUUGAUAAUUUAAACAUUAAAGAUUUUUGUAGACUUGAAAAUAUUGAAGUUCACUUCACUUCGCCUAGAAGUCAUACAGGAAAUUCAGAUGUAUAAAGGGCUCAAGGAACUAUUAUUGAACAUAUUAGAAUAUUAUCUUUAACGGAACCAAAUUUAGAUACAGAAACUAAAAUUCUAAAAGCUGUAGAAGCUUAUAAUAAUUCUAUUCAUUCGGUAACUAAAAUUAAACCAAUAGAUUUUAUUAAUAAUAGAAUUUCAAAUCUUCAAGAAAUUAAAGAUAGGUUACAUCAAAAUAAAGAAAAAAUUAUUACAAAAUUAAAUAAAGAUAGAAUACAAUUCGAAAUUCCAAAUGAAUCGGAAAUAUUAAUAAAAAACCAGGCUAUAGUUCGUCAUAAAGAACACCCUCGCUACAAGAAAAUUAAAGUGAAAAAAUACACAAAUAAAAUCACUGAUAUUAACAAUAAAAACUUAGACCCUACCAGAAUUAAAAGAAAGUAUAAAUUCUUUUCAGGUAAUCCAUCAAAUUAAAGUCAUCUUUAGAAUACUUUUCCAACUUACUAUAAUCGCCUCCAUGGUUUUACCCAGUAGUACUGCAAUUAUCACAUUAGAAAAGCUCUGAACAAAACACUCAUAAUUUUAAUAACAAAUUAUGGUGCCAAUUCCCAUAGUCACGUCACGGGGUUGUCACCGUGACAGUUAAAAUUUGCUGUUCUUGUAGUCACGCUCGUGACAACCCUCACGAAAAUCUAGUGACAGUCAUCACGCAGUUUUUAUUCGUGAGAGUUGUGUGUUUUUUUUAAUUAAGGAAAUUUUGUAUUUUUUUUAGAAAAGAAAAUGAGUAAAAAUAAGAAUAUAAAAAUUAUAAACAGAAAACAAUUUGAAUGUUUGGUUGCAUGUAUGGCAGAAAACGUUUACUUGGCUAGAAAUGUUAUGCCAAAUAAAGACGAUUAUAGGAAAAUUUGGAAAAGUAUUUCAGAUAAGUUUAACAGCUUAGGACCACCCAUAAAAACAAUGUCGGAGUGGCAGAAGGUAUGGACAGAUAUGAAAUUAAAAGUAAGGAAAAAAAUAGGUGUCAAUAAAAAAGAAUUGAAGGCAACCGGGGGUGGACUGAAUAAAUUAUAUGAAUUCACUUCUUUAGAAGAAGAAAUUGUAAGAAUCUUGCAACUGGAUAAAGUAGCAAAUUCAGGUGGAGAAAUUUUUGGUCUAGAAGAGGACGUACAACGAGAUAUCUCAUCUGGAAUGGUCACAGAAAUAAUUGACAUUUCUAGCAGCAACAAUGAGGGUUUAUUUGAAAUGUUGGAAGACCAAAUGUUAUAAAAUGUAACAGCCAAUGUCUUAACUGAAGUUGAAGAUUAUAACAACAAAAGCAAUAAAAAGAUUAAUGAUGAUAAAAAAAAAAACACUUUUAACGAAAAUUUAAAAAAAAAAACCAUUCACAACAUCAAAAUUGAAAAUUGCAAACAAAGAAGCUGUUGAUGAAAGAAUGGUUGUCAUAAACAAACAAACGGACAUUCUUAAAUCAAUAUCUUCAAAAAUGGAUGAAUGUGUACGUUAAAGAAAAAGAAAUCCAACUAAAAGAAAAAGAAAUCCAACUAAAAGAAAAAGAAAUUCAACUAAAAGAAAAAGAAAUUCAACUAAAAGAAAAGGAUUUAAAAUUAAAGGAACGUGAAGUAAGACUGAGGGAAGAGAAAUUAGGACUGCAAGAAAAUAAAAAAUUUGAAAAACCUCAUUUUGAAAACGGAAUAUUUAACCUAAAAGCAAAAUUAGAUUUUGAAAAAGGAAUUUAAAACAAUUUUUAUUUUAUAAUUCUUUUUUGCAUACAUGUGUAAGUAAAAUGAAGUACAAAAUUUAUUCGUUCGUUUUAU
Messenger RNA from Condylostylus longicornis, 2096 nucleotides. RefSeq lists its product as uncharacterized. The record is from RefSeq and is a predicted model, not a curated record. The coding region runs from base 1066 to 1548 and encodes 160 amino acids. Lineage: Eukaryota; Metazoa; Arthropoda; Insecta; Diptera; Dolichopodidae. The transcript is spliced from 3 exons. Gene Ontology annotation, cellular component: nucleus.